This is a messenger RNA of Anopheles coluzzii, 5025 nucleotides long. RefSeq lists its product as uncharacterized. Lineage: Eukaryota; Metazoa; Arthropoda; Insecta; Diptera; Culicidae. Bases 2358 to 2792 code for a protein of 144 amino acids. The transcript is spliced from 2 exons. The record is from RefSeq and is a predicted model, not a curated record.
AGUAUACAUAAUUCACGAUUACCAAAAAAGUCGCAACCCGAAUUAUAAGCUCUCCUGGGGUAUGCUUGACCCGCGCCACGCAGUUUGAAGACGCCUGCCUUAGUCUAACAUGUAAUUUAUAACAUUAAAAUUCCCUUAAACACAUAAUUGACACAUUUUGGACCGUGGAUUGCCCAAAUUAUCCAGUACAAAUCAACCAAAAUCCUAAAUUUGUCAAUCUGUCAAGCUUAAUUAACUUUCACCGAGAGCAACGCACCAAUCAUGGCGACACGGCUUCAAAGUAAGUCUAUUAUUUUAAUCCUCCACCAGAGACUGACGACCAAGACCUUGGAUCAACGUCAACGACUCUCCAUCACAAGGAUCAUCCCAGUUUUUGGGCAACAGGAUUAACAGUCGGCCAAUAUAUUGGGCGAAAAUCCUCGGUGGAAUGAUUACUUUUUUCGUGUUUCCUUUCAUCUUCACGUGCUGUUCUCUUGUCUUGCUUCUUGUAGUUCCGAGCGAGAUUUCCGAACCGUUGCCAAGAAGGAUGACAGGUUGACCUAGUUUGCAUAUUUCUUUUGCCAGAUUCGUGUUACGAAUCAGACGGCAAUAGCAAUUGGAAAUAAUUACUUCCGGCUGUUGGCGUGAAGUGACUACGGUGUAAUACCGGCGUAAAUUGAUGGGUCAUAUUUAAUUUCAUGGUUCUGCUUUAAUGUUCAACAGUAUUUCUUCUUUUUAUUUUCCUCUGUUUUUCUUCACCAAAAAAGCGAGAAGGAAGAACUUCCUCGCACAUGGCAUAUCAAAUUGGAGUGGCGAGGAUCAGUAGCCUACAGCUAAACCAAUUCAUUAUUCAGGUCAGUUUGCUUGAACUGCUGCCCACAUAGUGCAGGAUCCUUCUGCGAAUUGCCAUAGAGCUACACAAAUCUCAGCUACCCUGUGUCCAUGAGUUUGCCACUAAUUUUGUGGUUCACCACGGGAAGGUAAAACCGUUGAGCUGGAACGGCAAACCUCAGAGCGAAAGCUAACACAGCCACCCAAAUGGUGGCUGCCAUGAACUUGUCGGUCGGUGCGUGGGUAACGUUUACCAAUAAACGCCACUAACUUUUGUCAGUCAACAUAGGACUUGUUGAGCUAAUUACGAUGGCAAAAUAGACUUUACGUCGAACGGUACGCUUUACAGUAUACCUAGCAUCAUCUUCCCACUCUAACGGUUGGACAUCGUCGGAGUAGAUACCAAAGCUGCGUCACAAUUUCAUCACAAUCGUUGAAGGUUUGCCUGAAAUUGCUCUGGAAACUGAGGCUAACGAAUGACAGCAAUCAACAACGUUGUAAGAAGAACAUUUUGUACCAAUAUGUGAAGGCUUAUCGUGUUGCGCUGGGUGUCUCUCGAUCGGGCUGAGCACAUUUUAUGCGUAUCCAGCAAAAAAUGUGCCCUGCGAUGACUGCGCUGUCUCGUUAGGAGACGCACGUUGCCUUGAAGUGCUUUGUGAUCUUUUGUAUGACUUCCGAUGAACGCGAUCAACAUUCCGUGCAUGUAGCUAUUUAAUUUGCUACAAACAGUUGGGGUAGAAUUUGUGAUAAUAUUACUAGAUCAGGAAAGAAUCUGUAUUAUACUUACUUAGUUCAGAAAUUCAAAUAUUGUAUAUCAUUUUGUAUACCUCAUUCCCCAAAACAAUACCUUUCUUUCGAAUGUUCAUGUUUGGAAGACAGCAUCCCCAACACACGCUCGAGCACGUACGACCGUGCGGCAGACACAGGAAACUCAUGUUACACUUCAAGAUAUCGCUCAAGAGCUCGUUCCAAAAUGCGACAGAGACAACGAGAGUUUUACCGAAACGAUCGCAACAAUCGGAGGAAUAGCAUGAGCAUUCCUCCAAGAUAACAUACCGCAUGACUAAAUCGCGAAAGACUCGCGACAACACCAGGCCCACGGUGAUUGGUCGAAUAGGCAAACAGUGCGCGUUGGCGAAAUCGUCGCGCACUGGCCUAGGCUAGCGAAAGAUUAGUUCAGUCUUUAGACGUGGCUGCUACUGAUCAGAUCAAAGUUCUUCUCAAAUCAACGCAGAUCAUUUUCAUUUACAUAUAAAUUAUAGUGUUUUAAACGUGUUGCGGUCCGCCUCAUUCAAUCAAUUUGCUGCCUGUGCUUUGUUAAGAGUUCCUUAGCUUCGCUGUCACGUCAGAUUGGCGAGUAUCCCUAUACGUUCGAGAAAUUUGGGUGAAUUGCAUGUAGCCGGUUCGUUGGUUGUAGCAAACAAUAGUGUCUUAAAAGAUCUCCUCUUCAGCCUUCUACAACCUUUCUGAAACCUUUCUAUCGAUCGUUUUGUGUUUGUUUGUUUCGUAAAUUGACUUGACUCGUGAGCAGCUGUGCAACAACCAUCAUGACUCAAAGUUCUGACAUCAUUUGCGAUGCAUGCCAAAAACCUGAGGAUUAUAACACUUCAAUAGUGUAUCAUUGCGGCCAUUUCAUCCACUACAAAUGCCUUGUACUGGACAAACGUUGCCCGUUCUGUCUCGACGAGAUCUUUUUGAGCAGUGCGACGUAUGAGGACGCGAGUGCGUACGCGGUCUGGGAUGCGGAGUGCCCCGGUGCACAGCUAUCCUUAGUGCGGAAAGAAAUGCGCGCGUUGAAGCUGUACGAGAUGAAGCUGAUCGGAAUAAUGGGGACAUUAAUCGAGAACUUAGAUUUCUUAUUGGCAGUGGCAGCGGCAAAGGAGCUGGCAGCUACAGAUGAGCUUUACAAGAAGUAUAAGCUGCUUGAAGCUGAGCUGAUGGCUGCUGCUCCGGAACCGGAACCGGUGGCAUUAUUUUUGUAAGUGCACAAGCGUACACAAGUGAGAAAGAAUUUGAACUACGUUCGAAUUAAUAAAAGAAAACCAAACAAAAAGGUAUGAAAAAUCAGGCUUUUGAUUCUUGCGUUAGAUACUGGGGAUCGUCCUCGGCGUUGAGAAAAUGAUCGGAAAAUAUAACUGUUACUGGCGGAGUUAGAAUCUCAGCAUUACUCCAUCAUCUCUUUCGUUCGGUUGAUUUGAACCCCAAUAUCCUUCAAAGGUUACCGUUUAGACCAUUUUGCAGAAACAGGUCUAAUCGAAGGAGAUUUUACACAAUGAUAGCGUUCAGUUUAAGCAUGUUUAAAUGGCCUUUUAUAGCCAUUUUAUCGCUCUAUACAGCAAUAUGCAUUCAAAAGCACAAUUCAAACAACCCACCCAGCACCCAGCCACUGGCGGGAAGGGAUGGGACUUUUUGUGUGGAAUUGAUUUUACGGCCGUGUGGUUUCGGUUAUGGAAAUUUGUGGCCUCCGCUACUAAACGCAAGACAAAAACCUUCUCCCCUUUCCAUCGUGAUGAUUUUUAUUGUCUUACUCGUUACUUUAUGGUUGACUUUUUGCUUUGCAGCAUCCCCAGUGUGCCCCGGGAAAGACGAUCAAGAACCAAACCGGGCUCUCCCCAAAAUGUAUGCGUACGAAUCCUUCCGAGCGGGCGUUACCAUCUUCCAAAAGGCGGCAAUCUUGUGGCACUUGGUAUCAGGUGAUGGAAUCGCACUUUCUUCGCACAAAAAAACCCUCCGACACACACACACAGCUAGUCACAAACUCUGCUAAAACACAAGAGUUAUGGACCAUCUUUUUUGCGUGUGUGUGCGCACAUAAAAUACUCGUAAAUAAUUUCUCCCCUCCAAGGCGAGACACCCCGUUCGGUGGAAUGGGUUGGAAGGUUUUUGCUUACUUUUAUCCGCGAAGGCGUUUUCUUUGGUGCGCAGCGUCCGACCCAUGUGCCAUGGGUUCGGCGCUGCUAAUAUUUUGAGCACCACACCGUGGAAUGGUCGCAAAGGGACGCACCCUUUCUGCGUUGCUGCGUUGUCCCACUGUGCUUGGCGGCGAAGUUCAUCCGUCGAGUUGCAGAUGAUGAGAUUUUAUAGUUUUAUGAUACUUCUUGCACUUUGCGUUAAAUUAUUAGCGCGAAACUAGUUUUUAUGGUGCGUGCUGAAGUUCCACCGGGAGAAGGGGGCCAUAGUUACUCGAAGGAUUAUCACUUGAAGCACGGGCACGGGUGUGUAUCGUUAAGUUAAGCUUUGUUCUAUUUUAUCACUCAAAACGUGCCAUCGUGCAUGGCAACGAAGAGACCUUUGCCGUGGUAGGACCGUGUGUCGAUUAUUCACAUUCGAAAACACUUUAAUAUAGGCCGGCAGAACUUAACCGAUCGUUCGCUGCGCUCCACAUACUUUUAACUUGCAUGCAUAUGCUUAUUUUUAUGACACACUCCCCAAGAAUUCUUAUACAAAAAAGGAAGCAAAACUUGCCAUUCCGGAACAAGGAGCGCAUUUCAUUUCGUCGUUACCAACACCACUGGCACGAACAGACAGGGCGGGUAUAAAAUUUCAUAAUUAUCGUAAAUUUUCGCCCCACUUUUUCCUGGUGGCGCUGGGUUUAUGUUUCCCGUUCCUGAUGAUACACGGGCUACAUGUGUACACGUUUAUGAGACGUGGCAUGCGGGCACCGGGUCUGGGUUAGGCAUGGGAAGGACACAAUAAUCGAUGGUGCUUUCGUGGCAGUCUUUAAAGAGUGUUGUUCGUAGCCUUGAACCUGUUUACCACCAGUACCAGUAUAAGAGGGGGAGAGAGAUUAUUUGUCCCGUUCUCCUUGCCACGCAGAAGAUGCAAAUGUCAUUUGCAAAGAGAAAGUCGGAAAAUAACACUGACAGUGUGUUAUAGGCAAUUGUGCUUUUAUGUUCUUAAACGCAAGAUAAUGUAAAAUAAUUGUAUUUAGAUUACUGUCGAGUACGAGUUCCAGUUUAAUUGUAGGAAAGCUUCCACCACUUUCUAGGGAUGAAGUCUGCCUUUUGAUGCAGAAGAGCAUUAAACGAUUUCUUGUACUCUUUUUUUCUAGAACAUGAAUCCAGCAACGGCCUUACGAGAAUAUCAGAGAUAAUCAUUUCAGCUCAAGCACUACAACCAAAAGGAACGGAGUGUAGUAUCGAAACGGAAAGAAUAGACACAGGGUUGACUACGGAGAGGAGAGAGGAUGAAGAGGGAAUGCAAAAAACAGGGACU